This is a messenger RNA of Helianthus annuus (common sunflower), 1654 nucleotides long. RefSeq names its product NAC domain-containing protein 82. NCBI's taxonomy places the organism in Eukaryota, Viridiplantae, Streptophyta, Magnoliopsida, Asterales, Asteraceae. Gene Ontology annotation, biological process: regulation of DNA-templated transcription. Gene Ontology annotation, molecular function: DNA binding. The transcript is spliced from 5 exons. The record is from RefSeq and is a predicted model, not a curated record. Bases 325 to 1461 code for a protein of 378 amino acids.
UGGGCGUGGCCCAAUAACAUCUCAUAAAAGUUGAAUGACUGCCACCGUAUCUCUCAGUUAGAGAGUUUCAGAACCCUGCUUCCUCCAUCUUCUUCGCGCCUUCGUCAUCUCCAUCCAUCCUUCCUUCGGGUAACAGAUGUCUUUUGAACCCACUCGCUCACAUAAAUCUUCAGUAUUACAUGUGCAUUUGAUGAAACUUGGAAGACUUGGGAGCGCGGGUUGGAUUUAUUUCCGACACUGGACUUGAUCACGCUUGGGAUUAGAUUUUUUUAGUUUUUUAGAUUAUUAUUUACAAGAGAUUUUAUUGGGCAUUUGUUUAGUUUCAUGGCGCGUUCAUCACUGAUACCGGGAUUUCGCUUUCAUCCCACGGAUGUUGAGUUGGUUAUGUUUUAUUUAAAGAGGAAGCUACUAGGUAAGAAAAUUACUGUUAAUGCUGUUGCUGAAGUCAACAUAUACGAUUUCAGUCCAUGGGAUCUUCCAGAUAAAUCGUGUUUGAAAAGUGGAGACUUAGAGUAUUUCUUUUUCUGCCCGAAAGCAAAAAAGUAUUCAAGCGGCGGUAGAUCUAAUCGCGCGACUGAAAGUGGGUUCUGGAAAGCUACUGGGAAAGACAGAACGGUUAAGUACAAUGACAGAACCGUUGCAACCAUCAAGACAUUGGUUUUUCAUAUUGGGCAUAAAGGAAAGGGGGAAAGAACCGAUUGGGUGAUGCAUGAAUACAAAAUGGAAGAUGAACAUUUGGCUAAUGCGGGUGUUGUUCAGGAUUCAUACGUGUUGUGCAAGGUUUUUAAGAAAAGUGGUUCGGGGCCAAAAAAUGGUGCACAGUAUGGUGCACCGUUUAAUGAAGAAGAGUGGGAUGAUGAUUUAAAUGGUUGUGCUACUUCUCAAGGAGUGGUUUGUCCAGUUGGUGCUUCCAACGCAAUGGAUACUGAACAUGAGGGUCCUGAUACAGUGAACCUGACUGAACCAGGUUCGUCUAGUGUCACGUUUUCUGCAAACACUUCGAACAUGACUGUAGCUCAAGUUAUGUCUGUCACUGUACCAGGUUCAUCGAAUAAUGAACAAGAGGGCCCGGCUACAAUGAACCUGACCGAACAAGGUUCAUCUAUUGUCACGCUUGCUGCAAAUCCACCUACAGACACUUUGAACAUGUCUGCAGCUCAAGGUCUGCCUGUCACUGUACCAGGCUCUACUAUUGGCCCGUUGUCUGUCACCGAUGCGAAUUUUGAUUUGCCUGAUUUCAUGUUUUUCGAAGAUCUCGAUGCAAUUAUGGGAUCAGAGGAUUAUGAAGCUGCUGCUAAUGUGGAGAACGCCGUAUCCAAUCAAGAUGAUAUUUAUACUGACUUGGUGAAUCUAGUUGAUCUGGAUGACCUAAAUGAGAUCAAUUUCAAGACUGAUGGAGCCGACUACAUGCUUGACAACCUUCUCGCACUUGAUGAUCUGGAUGAAUUUUUUGUUGAAUGACCUGAACCUGCCACCAUGGUCCUGUUUUGUUAUUGUAACAAAGAUCUGGUGGCCAGCGUCUGGCCUUUCUUUCUUUAUCGAUGUUUAACCGUACUUGAUUCUUUGUUGAAAGAUUUGUUUAUUCCUUAUUCAUCACAUUAUUAUAUACAGUUUGGAUUUGAUUAAUCAAUUUGGAUUCGAAUGAUCUAGAUGA